UGUGAUUGUGACUGUCAAAUUUGACAGCGAUUAACUUGGCGUUGUAGUUUAUUCGUUCGAUGUAUUGUGAUAAAUAUUAUAUCACACCUUAAUGUUAAUAAACUAUCUUUAAUUUUAGAUGAGCACCUCGUACUAGCCAUGGCUAAUCAUUACGAAGUGCCCAAUUGGGCUGGAAAACCACCUACAGGGCUUCACUUGGACGUACUAAAGGGUGAUAAGUUGAUUCAGAAACUAAUGAUUGACGAGAAGAAGUGUUAUUUGUUUGGCCGGAACCCGCAAAUGAAUGAUUUUUGUAUUGACCAUGCGAGUUGUUCGCGAGUGCACGCUGCAUUUGUUUAUCACAAACAUUUGAACAGGGCAUUCCUCGUCGACUUAGGCAGCACUCACGGAACCUUUAUCGGACAAAUGCGCUUAGAGGCUCACAAGCCGACGCAGCUGCCUAUUGAUUCUAAUUUCCACUUCGGUGCUUCUACGAGGAAUUAUAUUAUAAGAGAGCGCCCCACAGGCAAUUCCAGAGGUAUUAUGGAGGACUUACCCAACACAGAACAAGAGGGUGCCUUACUAGGUCUGCCUGAGACACAAACUGAAUUAGAUAAUCUAACAGAAUUCAACACAGCACACAACAGAAGAAUUUCCAUGUUGGGUAUAUCUACUGAUGAUGGCAGUGAUGUUAUGAAGCCUCCAACAGGCACAAAGCGGACAGCAACAAUGCCUGGUGGCAUAGCCAAGAAACAGAAGCGUAAUGUAUCAUUCAAUGAAGAGGUGGAUAUUAUCAAUCCUGAAGACAUUGAUCCUACUAUCGGCAGGUUUAGGAACCUGGUGAAAUCUACCAUAGUGCCCAACCCUAAUAGUGCUCCUAGGAAGUUGAAGUUACAGAGUGCAGAUGAGAAUCAACACCACCAUUCGCUAAGACUGCAGGAGAUAUCGCGAGGCAGCAACUUGUACUCAGACCUGCCCGCGCCCAGCUCACAUCUUAGUCUUAUUGGAGCCAGACUGGGUCUAUCGCUACCGAAUCCUGCGCCUGACGUGGAAUUGGAAGGCCCGGAGCCUCAUCUCAAUAUACACCCGCCUCUACCACAUACAGCACCAGAAGAGGCUGGCUCAUCGAACGAGCCUCGGAAGAAGAAAUACGCCAAAGAAGCGUGGCCGGGUCGGAAACCCGGACUCAUACCAGGCGUAUGAGAUAUGCACUGACAGUUCAAAUGUACUGGUGGCGAAAGUAUUACAAACUAGAAGUAUUUCCUCCAUUUCCCACCCACAUCCAGUGGGACUUUCGUGGUUUGUCCGGAUAGAAAAAUGCCUAUAGCUUUUUUCAGUAAGUAGGCUAUCAAACACUGAAAUAUUUUUUUCAUAUAUUUUAUUUUAAUUAGUUCCUGAAUUUAGUGCUUUCAGCAAGCAAACAUACAAACAAGCUUAUUAAUAUAUAUAUUUUUAAACUUAAAAUCACUGUUAAAGAUGUUUGUAAUUUGAUUUUAAAAUUUUCAGUAGUUCUAAAAUGGCAGCAGCUUUUUUUUAAGAAUAUAUGGUUGAGCAGAUUAACAUUAUAUUUAUUUAAUUAAUCUUAUAAUUUCCUAUAAAUUAUCUUCUGUUUGUAAGUGAAAAUGGACUGUUUGAAUCGUGGAUAGUUAAAAUAUAAGAAAGCGCCACCAGUAUAGUUAGACCUUUAGUCAUACAAAUACUGUUAAGUUCUUAUCUGAAUUUUAGCAAAGUAUAUACAUACAUAAUGACAGAUACAUACAUUGCAAAAAACACCCUGAAUAUCAUAUACUGAAAAAAUAAGUUAAACGAUUUUAAAAGUUCCAGUUUUUCUCAUGUUACUGAUCGUAUGUGAGUUUACGAUUAAAAAAAAAGUACAGUCAGCGCCAUUUUAAUGUUGACAGUAAAACAUCUUUUGUGACUUUUAGGCCAAAGUUAGGAAAUUUUAACUAUCAGUUUGUAGGAAAAAUAUUUUUAUUUCAUCAAAUGUCAAUUAGAAUAAGAAAAAAAUUGGGUGUAUAGAUCGCUAGUACAAAAUAUUUAGUGAUAAAAUUAUGAGAGAAAUACAAGCGUUCAUUUUUACUUAGAUAUUGCUCAAGUAAUAUAAAAAGUAGUAUUUGUAAGUUUAGACAGUAACUGCUAUAACUGUUGGCUUUAGAACUUUCUAGAUUUCUGCUUAACCAGGCGAGUAUAUGCUUUGUAAUAAUUUCUAUAAUAUAUAAUUAUUGUAGUUAAUAAAUGCAAAGAAUCGAUACUAAACGCCCGUCCACAAAAAUCCAAAAUCGCUUUAAACAUAGGAAUAGGACGGCCUACCCAAAGCCAAUAUUCAUAAGUCACUAGAAUAAAUAAUGCUUUAGAUAGAAAAAAAGUCUUAAACAAUCCUGAUUCACUAGUAAUAAUCACGGAGGAAGAAAAGAUAGCGGAGAUGCCAUAAGGUAGGUCCUAGUAACGUGAUGGGGUACUAGAACCAACGAGGUGUUUGUCUCCCUUGUCAAAUCAAAACCAAUCCCUCAAAGUUUGAUCUUGAUUGAUUAACGAUUUUAUUCUGAUCUGAAAAAAUUUGGUGGGAUCUAAAGAAGUCGUAUGAGGGCGGAGCUAGUAACGUUUAUCGUCACCGGAACACCCGCAUUUUGGCGCGAUACUUUCUUAGGAGAUAUUGCGUUAUGACAUCUCUGCUAGUCAUCAUUUUAUUCUUCAUGGUAACAACAGUGUGAACAUAUUUAUGUCGCUGACUGUACUUUUAAAAAUAUUUGCGCAUUACGGCAAUUGAUUUUCACUCUUUAUAAAGUACAUUUUAUGUAAUGUAUUGACGUAGGAAUAAGUUAUUGUUAAGAAAAUUGUGAAUGAAUUAUAAGAGAAAAUAAUAUUA
This is a messenger RNA of Helicoverpa armigera (cotton bollworm), 2845 nucleotides long. RefSeq names its product nuclear inhibitor of protein phosphatase 1 (gene NiPp1). The coding region runs from base 139 to 1182 and encodes 347 amino acids. The transcript is spliced from 9 exons. Gene Ontology annotation, cellular component: nuclear speck. The record is from RefSeq and is a predicted model, not a curated record. Gene Ontology annotation, molecular function: mRNA binding; protein binding; protein serine/threonine phosphatase inhibitor activity. Lineage: Eukaryota; Metazoa; Arthropoda; Insecta; Lepidoptera; Noctuidae.